AGGGAAUGAACUGCUGAGUGGGGCCUUUCGUCCUAUCGUUUCUUAUAACAGGAGGUUUGAAGCUGGAGGUGGCUGAUCAAAAUGCUAGAGGUGAUGGCGGACGGUGGGAGGAGGCUCGUGACACUUGACGACCUCAUCGAUGCUUUGGACAAGCGCGAGAGGGCGCCAAGCAAUGUCCCAAAGAUUGGGACGUUCCACUUCAAGGGGGAUCGAGUAUCUGACUGGUUGGACCUGACAGAGCAGGCGCUGGUAGGACUGUCAGAUGAAGUCAAGCUCCAGGGGGUCCUAAGUUGGAUAAAGUUUGGGGACCUGAUGCGGAGGAAGUACGGAUUGGGGGAUGACCUGUUGACCAUGGACGACUUGGAGGCCAUGAAUAAGGAAGACUUAUCUACCAUUGGGGCGUUUGUGCACGAAUUUACGAAAAAGGCAAGGAAAGUGCACGGGAUUUCAGAGGAGGCGCAGUGCGCCACAUUCCUAGGAUUGCUUAUGGGCUUGGACGCCGCAAAAUUGACAAAGCAUGGGGAAGGGAGUGAGAAGCUCACCUGGGAGGAAGAAGAGGAGGGUGAUGACGAAGAGGAUGAGAGGCUCCGCCAGGAGGAGGACCGGCGAGCUGAGCAGAGGGCCAAGAAGAGAGGAGUUCAGGGAGAGGCGGAGCCGAGCCUGCGCGAUGGCGCGCCAAAAAGGAAGAAGUACGCGGUCCGGCUAGAGGAGGGCUUUGACGUGGAGCGAAUGGUGGACAAGCUCCUGGAAGGUCAUAACGAUCUGAUGAAUCUGAAAGAUAUCUUGGCGUCAGCACCAAGGCUCCGUGGUGAGCUGAAAGGGCGGCUCUCACGAAGGUUAGUGCCCAACGUCCACCUAAGCUCGAUUUUGCCCACGGAGAUAGAGUGGACAGAGGCGCGUACCGGGAUGGAUUGGAAAUGUGUGGCAUGCGGGUUAGUGGAUUUGAAGGUUAGGGACCAGCCGAGCAUUGCAAUGGUGGACACGGACGCGGAGAUGAACAUUAUCCGGGAGCGAGAUGCGUCCAUGCUAGGGCUGGAGGUCGACCAUUCGGACCAUGGUGUGCUGCAUGGCGCCAAUUGUAAAGCAAUUUUCUGCGGCACCGCGUCCAACGUGGUGGUGGAAAUUGGAAGGGUAAGGGAACGAAUGUGCUUCUUUGUCAUGCCCGAUGUCGACCACCCUAUCCUUUUGGGGAGGUUGUUCCUCUGCCGAAUGGAGACCUUGGUCUUCAAUAGGCACGAGGGGAUGAUGAUCCAGGCCCUAUCUGAUCCGGCCUGCGGGAAGUAUGAGAUAUCAAGUGCCGGAACACAGGACCUGGAAGUGGGAGAAAAAGGCUCAACCUUGGCUCCUUUACCUUCAAGGAGUUUGAGUAUGCGCGACGAAAACUCUGGGAGGAACAGGAGGAGCGGGCGAGAGGAUGAAGAGGCCUAUUAUGAGCGGGAGCGGGGACUUAUCAGACGAAUGCGGGAGCGUGCGCAGGCAGGACCGUGUCGAAUAAAUGAUGGGACUGAAGAGGGGCUAAUAAUGGGCGAGCCAGGCUUCCUUUCGCCCCAGGAGAGGACCGUGAUGGUGGGGACCAUGAAGAGGAGGCAUUGCGCAUAUGCGUUUAACGAUGACAAGCGUGGGAGGUUUGACAUGGAUAAGAUUCCAAUGAUACGAAUCCAUACCGUCCCACACGAGCCGUGGAAUGUGAGGAGCGCGCUAUAUCCGAAUCCGGAUGAGAAGAAGAAGGUGGUGGACUAUCUGGACAGGAAAAUGCGAACGUACGUGGCAGACUACUCCAGUGGACCGUAUGCCUCCCCUUGGUUUUGCUUCAUCAAGCCCAACAGGACGCUACGGUGGGUGCAGGACCUGCAGCGUUUGAAUGCGGUGACGGUGCGGGACGCGGGAGGAUUGCCAAACACGGACGCCCUGUCAGAUUCAUGCGCAGGAAGGCCUAUAAUUUCACUGAUGGACCUUUAUUCCGGGUAUGACCAAUGUCCUGUAUACCCGCCGAACAGACCGGUGAUGGCGAUGCAUACGCUGAGGGGGCUGAUCCACAUGAAUGUGGCCCCUCAGGGGUGGACUAAUGCGGUGGCGAUGGUGCAAAGGCACAUGAUAAGGGUCAUGCAGACGAUUAGUCCACAUAUUACCCAACCCUACAUUGACGAUCUGGCGGUCAAGGGUCCAAAGGAGAGGGAGGAAGACGAGGUGAUGCCAGGAGUAAGACGGUUCAUUUGGAAGCACAUCCAGGAUAUCGAUAAGGUUCUGGGCCUGCUGGAAGCGCACAACCUGACGGCGAGCGGCCCCGAGUCGAAGCAUUGUAUGAGGGAGGCCACGAUUCUGGGCUUCGUCUGUAAUGAGAAGGGGCGGAGGCCAGAUGUGAAGAAGACGGACAAGAUCCUAGAGUGGCCAGUGCCCUUUCAGUCUAUAACGGACGUGAGGAGCUUCCUUGGGACGUGUGGUUUUUGGAGGAGUUUCGUGAACGACUUCACCACCAAGACGGAGCAUUUGAGGAAGCUGGUGCGUCAGGAUCAGGAGUGGGUCUGGGGCGAGGACCAGGAGAAGGCUGUGGAAAGGAUGAAGGGAGAGUUCAAGGAAGGAGGCUUGGUGCUAGGAGCGCCAAAUUAUGAGGCCGCGGAGGAAAGGUCAUUCGUUGUUGAGACGGACGCUGGGCCAAUUGCCUUAGGAGGGAUCCUGAUUCAGGCAGACGCGGACGGGAAGGAGAGGCCGUUAAGGUCUGACUUUUCGAAGGCAGUCAUGCAGAGGGGCGGGAGGGACACACGGCCACGGCAGGGGUCCCAGAGGGCAGCAGGAAGGGGCGAGCAGCAUGAGCCGCCCAGGAGGGAGCCUACGCCAGAGUUCGACGACGAUAACAUUGAGCUCUUCCUGGACGUGUAUCGGGAUCAUGCGGCACAGAGAGGGUGGUCAGUGGCGGAGAGGAUUCACCACUUGAGGGUUGAGUUUCGACGGAUCACGAGCGAGGAGCUGAGGCCAUCUUCACCGUCGCCAUCAGGGCUGGAGCUGGACGUACCAGGGGAGACGCCAUUCCGGAGCUUAGCGACUCACCUUGAUGUAUCUCGAUGGGAAGCCUCACGGUUGGGAGAGGGCUCAGCUGAGCCAGUGCGCUAUGUACCGUUAGAAGAGCCUCUUGACCUCGAGACGGAGCAAACACGCGAGACCAAGAGGGGGCCGCAAGGCCCUGGGAUGGCAGUCAAGCAGCCAGGUCCGGUACGGCCUCUGGAUGAGGAGGUGAUCACGGUCGGAGACGAUACCCCUCCAUGCUCCCCAGCUCCAGAGCAAGCACAACAUUCAUGGCCAAAGGGGAUUCCUGAGCCAGGCAGUGAGGAAAUUUCGGAGUUUCCCCCAGAGACCACUGCGGUGCCUGACCAGAGGGACGCGGCCCGCCAGAGAUCACGAGAGACGGGGCAGGCGGACGUGGGGGUGGGUGAGCUGAGGGAGAUGGGGGACUUGGGGUUCUCUGCGACUAGGAUGGCGAUUGAGCGUGUGGACAAGAAGAUAUGCGAGACGGCAGUUACAUCCUUUCAGUGGUAUAGUUUACUCAGUCGUGAGCUCAGGGUCAGAGAGUUGGAGGUGGAGCACCUGACUACUCAGCUUGCCGAGGAGAGGGCGAGGAACCAGGCCCGAGAGAUUGAGUGGGAGAGGAGAUUUAGGGAAAUGGCAGCCAUUGUGGACAGGCUCUCGGCAGCCUGGGAGGCUAGCCAGACGGGACGAGUCGGUGCCGAUGGCCAGGACCGAGGGAUGCGGGCUUCGCCAAGCCAGGAAGCAGCGGUGGGGGCCCCUCGGCAGGCUGGGCCAAUUGGGGAGGUGCCUCUGGAUACGACCGAAGAAGAGGGUGGCGCCCAGGAGUCACUUAUGGCAAUAUCCACGGAGAGAAGAGGCUCACGUUUGCAUGAGCUGGCAGCAGCCAUGGGGAUAGGUACACCGCAGGAGAGGCCUCAGAGGCUUGAUACCCUAGGCUACACCCUAGGGCUGGGAGAGUUGAGGGCGGAGUUGGGCUCGUGGGCCUUAGAGACGGACUCAGGCGGCAGCAGCAACAAGACGUCGUGAGUGAGCCGGCCGCCGUGGCGGGCUUACAGCCGUCAGGAUCAUGUGGGGAUGUGGAGGCGACGGAGAGGCCUCACGAGGAGAGACCCCGAGAGUUGGGCAYGCCAGGCCACGAGUCAGUGAGCACUUCCGUGCGAGGGGGUAAGGACGCUGAGGCUAUGGAGUCUGAUCCUCGGGGCCAUAUGGGGGUACCAUUAUGCCACGAGGUGACCACCGAG
This is a messenger RNA of Chara braunii, 4262 nucleotides long. Lineage: Eukaryota; Viridiplantae; Streptophyta; Charophyceae; Charales; Characeae. The record is from the annotation of a GenBank genome assembly.